Molecule: messenger RNA, 3483 nt
Organism: Mya arenaria
Lineage: Eukaryota; Metazoa; Mollusca; Bivalvia; Myida; Myidae
Exons: 12
Coding region: 90-2243 (717 amino acids)
Source: RefSeq, a predicted model, not a curated record
ACCAAUCAGCUCUUGAUCCAUGCAGAUAACAAGUACAAACCAACAUAAGAGCAGCGUUCAACAGGAGUUUGUUAUGUUUUCUUGGUAAUAUGCCGAGUGUGUUAAUGGAUAGUUCGAGGACACUGGUAUUGUUUCUAAUGGUUUCACUAUGCCGAGGAGACCUGUGCACCGACAGCAAAACCAAGUUCCAGUCCACUUUUCCUGCAAUGAAAGAGUUUAGCGAAGAUGGAAUAGGCGUGGAAUGUUUCUCUGACUUAAAACAAUGUACGGAGAAAAGUCUGGAGGCAAGGUAUGGGACCACUAUGAAGGUUAAUGACCUGGACGCACCGAAACCACAUAAUUUUGCCAUCACGCCCUUUUGUAAUGGCGAUAAACCAGGCAUCAACGUAACAUGGAGAUUGCCAAAUAAUGCUGGCGCCAAGUCCAUGAAAGCAUUCAUCGUUCGAAUAGAGGUGCCCCGUCAUGAGUAUAGAUGUGUGGUCGUUUCAUUGAAAGGAGAAGUGAACCUAAGUAACGCCAAUUCUGAGUUUCUUGGCAGUUUCAUGGAUUUAAACUACAAUCAGAACUUCCAUGUGUCAAUAAGGAGUCUACCCUCGCAAAAUGGAACACAUUCAUUGGCCUUGGUCACACGCACCACAGACUGUGGCUUGCCCGAUGGCACAGACAGGUGGUGCCCACCGUUGGAGAGCUUCCAUACCGAGUACGACUACGCCAACAGGACGCUGUUUUUAUCAUUCCAGCAGGCAGAGUUCGGGAACCUCGAAUUCGUAAUUUUUGAAACGAAAGUAACAGACUAUGCGGUUUCCAAAACACUGGUGAAUACGACAAGUGUCGUCUUUCAUGGUUUUGAACCAGGAAAUUACAGCUUUACAAUAACUGGUAGGGAUCCCCUGGAGGACGAUAGUAGCAGAUGUCUUUGCAAGAACAAGUACGGUAGAUGUUCGGCAUGCCAAAUGUGCAAGGACUAUAUCGCAAUAGCAGCAGCAACCUCCCGCGGAAAUGAUACAAGUACAGAGGUUUCGACUUCGCAGACAGCGUCUGCCUCUGCAGAAACAUCACGGACAGCAGCAAGUUCUGGUGUUGGGAAUAAGAAAGACAAUAUGAGCGCGGUUCUUGCUGUCGUCUGUACGUGUACAGUAGUGGCCCUGGUAGCGAUAGUAGCUGUCACAUGGUUGUGUCAUCGGAGGCGUAGAACAGUUUCUUCUCACGUCGAGGGGGGAAAAAAUGAAUGUGCAGGUUCAACACAUGUUUGUGACCGGUACAUCAUAAUGAUCAUUGAGAAGACAAAAUCUCCUCUAACAGAAGCAGUUAAAGAACACAUCUUAAAACACUGCAACCCUGACAUGAAGGUGAUUCAUACAAUCGGUGUGAACGAGUUGAAGAUCACUAUAAGAAAUCUAAGUUGUAACGUCGAUAGAACCGUGUAUACUGCAAGGGUAAAGGAUACCGUAAACUUGGGUGUUAAGGAUGUUGAAGUAUUUGGUCUCGUUUUUGCUAAAGAAGACUUAUCAAUCUUCUAUGCGGACGUUCUCAGGCAUUUUCAGGACGCAACAUUCAAAAACAAUUGGUUGAAAUAUAAAACGGCAGCUGUCUUCAGAGAUUCCUGCGAUGGUCUACCGAAAGAUGCUUGCUAUAGAUUGGACAAAGACAAUAGUUUAUUGCUUAAGGAUAUCUAUGAUUAUUUUAACAAAACGCCAGAUUUACAGUCAUUUGAGGAAACUCAUUUUGUCGAUUUAACGUCGGAAACACCUUCCGCUCCUAACGCUAAAUGUCACAAAGAAAGUUUGGUAUCUAACGCUUCUUCGAACGUCUUUAGUGAUAAUUCGACUUAUGUGCACACACAAAAGUGCCGCCCGCGGUGUACCUCUCAAGAUUCAGCCAAUGGUAGAAGUGUUUCAUGCAGCGAAGUGUCUUUCAGUCCUUAUGUCAAAGAGCACAUUUUUUACACAGGAGAAGAUGAAAAGCAUUGCUGUUUAACAGUGCCACUCAAAGACGUUCACUGUUACACAAACAGUGUUUUAGACAAAUUGGAAUUUAUAGAGCCAGAUGAAGAUGGGUUAUCAGAUUCAGAAACUGACGACGACCCAGAUGGCUGGUCAGAAACAGACAAUCUAAUUGCACGAGAAGAUACCACGGAGACCGGCAAUUCAACGAGUAAUGGAGACUGGAAACAUUUUGUAAAAAAAAUAAACUCAAUUCAAAACAGAAUGGCUGAAUUGAAUAAAAGAAAUUUAUUCAUUUGAGAGAUUUACUGUCAACAAUAUACUAAAGCUAUUUAAGACACUGCAGACAUAGGUCAUUUCUUACAUUUUGAUGAGAAUGUACCUAGAUCCUGUUUCCCUGAAAGAAAUCGGUCAACAAUCAUAAACGCAAAAUGAAUUCUCGUCCUUGGUAUAUAUAUAUUGAAUAUACAUGAACAUAGUCAUGUUACGUUUGCGAUACACUGUGUAUAUUCCAUUAUAAGCAAGGAAUAGCAUUGAAAUAUCGAUGUUUUUUGUUCGUUUAUUACUCAUAUUUAAACAAGGGGCUUAUAUAUUGCAAGUGUUUCUGGAUUUACAUGAACUGUUAUUCAAAUGUACAUAUACACUAAAUAACUUACUGAAAUGCGUCCCACUUCAACAUAAAAUAACAUGCCCAUAUGCCAAACGUUUUAAAACUUUUUUGAGAUAAAUAAAUUGACAAUUAUUAGUGCAAUAAUAAUGUUACACAAUAAUUAAUACUUAUGUUCUCCUGUCAUUAGUUAGUGAAUAUAAUAUCCAUGACCGUCUUGUUUUUGUGCCAGUCUUGUUUGUGUGCCAGUUUGUUAUGACAGCCGGUUUCGUAUUUCUAUAAUUAUAUACUGGGUAGAGAUUUUGUGAUUGAAAUUUUUUCUCACUUCAUUUUAGUGCUUAAUACUGUGUCAAUUUUAUUAAUUAUCUAGCUGGUACAUAGACCAAUGGUAACUUAAAACUUCUAUCCCAUACUCUCUGCAUUAUAGUGGUAGUUUAGACAUAUUUCUACGGGCCGGGAAUAGUCUAUGUGCAUGUGUCAAUGUAAACGUCAAGACAAGGACAGCCAGGCGCCCACUUCACUUAUACAGUUGCAUAAAAUCACACAUUAAAGUUCACUAAAUUAGGAGUACAUCUACUUUCAUCUACUCUCUCUCUCUCUCUCUUUCUCUCUCUCUCUCUCUCUCUCUCUCUCUCUCUCUCCCUCUCUCUCUCUCUCUCUCUCCAGCAAUGAUACAUAUCGUGUACCUAUUUCUUAAAUGUUAAGUAAAAAUUCCACACUAUUUUGUUUUAGAAACAUCAUCAUCUAUAUCUUUGAAAGCAGCGUUGUUUUUGCCAGUCGAUUCAAUAAGUAAAAACCCGUUUGUUCUUGUUAUUUUUCAAUACUCUGUAGAAUGUAUACUAUUGUUAGCAUUGUUCUUACUAUAUUUGAAUUCACUAUUAUUUGAUUUCGUUAUUUAUAAGGUAUACUACUCAUGAUUGAUGUAUAUACUAU